Molecule: messenger RNA, 2319 nt
Organism: Tremella mesenterica DSM 1558
Lineage: Eukaryota; Fungi; Basidiomycota; Tremellomycetes; Tremellales; Tremellaceae
Exons: 3
Coding region: 1-2319 (772 amino acids)
Source: RefSeq, a predicted model, not a curated record
AUGAUCAACCCUAUCAAUCCUCAAGUCAGACCCCCUGACUCUUUCCGUCGAGAUGAGGACGAGACCCAAAGUGAAAACGAGGCAGAAAAUCAGAAUCAGAACGAUGAAGAAGAUACAGAUACAUUUUCAUCUCAAAACGUACCUUCCAAUCAUUUCAGUAAAUCUCAUUCCACCCGGAUGUCCCUCAUUCCAGACUGUGACUCCGACGACGAUGAUGAUCUUUCUGACCUCGACUUUGAUUUUGAUCUGCAAUCAAGAGAGAUAGACUUGGAAUGGGACAUCAUGUCUUCCGUUGUAGCUCGGAUUUCAGGUAGACAAGUCAAUCCGAUAGAGUCUUUGCAAGAAUUAGGAAUUGUUAAUCCUCAAGAAAUAUUACUGGUCAAGAUUGAUCCUACUUUUGAAGAAGAUGCAGCGCUUGAAGCAAUGCACGAUUUUAAAAGAUAUCAUCAUCCUCAAUUUCCUUCUCAACCUCCACCACAUAUGUUAUCCCGAUACCAUCAUCCUGAAGAAAUCGGAGAAACGCAUCGUGAUCAUGACGAUCAACCUGAGAGCGUAGGGGAAGGAGCGAGGGAAUUGGAAGUGAUGGAAGAUGGAAGAGGGGGUUUAGUCAAAAGGAUCGUCCUUAACCCUCCUGCAUCUUUCCUACAAGCGGCAGCUUUGAUAUCGAUACCGAACGUAAACGAACCUAUAGGUUUCGGUCCAGGUGGUCAAGCUGUCAUGGGACAUUCACAAGCUGUUUUACUUUCUCCAAGUCCCCUAACCCCUCCUACUUCUUCCGAUACUUCAUCGCCUAAUGGAGUGGAUGAUGGUACAGGACAAUUGGAGAUUCCGGGAUUACAAAGUUUAGCUGGUUUAUCAACCGAUUCACCAACACCUUCAAACUCAGGGAUUGGUCAACAAGGUGUACCAUUUGAGGUUUCCCCAAGUUCUUUAGUUGUCCCAAGUAGUACACAAACUCCAUCAUCAAUUUCUAAUCCUUCCGUCUCCAGUGUAGAAACCUCAACAACCAUCCCAACUCAAACUUCCUCAUCCAUCACGACAGAAAAUACAGACACGUCGACCCCUACCUCCUCCUCCACCCUUUCUUCGUCCCCCAACACUAGGGUCUCAUCUAUUAAUCCAACUUCAUUAUCACAUACCACCCUCCCUACUCUGGCUGCAGUCAUAUCAACCUCUCUCUCCAUCUCUUCCCCAACCAGUUCCAACACCAAUGCCACCAUCCCUCCCUCUUCCUCUUCGACAUCCGGCUUCACUCAUUCAGUAGGGUUCAUAAUGUUAAUGGUAUUACUAGGUCUUAUCCUUAUCGGAGCCUUAGCAACUCUGGUUUCUUUCUUAAGUCGACAAUGUCGUUCUGAACCAGAUCACGAAGAUGGCUUAUCGGACAUUGUGAAUUCUUUCACUCAUUCACCUUCAAGAACUUCUUCUAUAAGAUCUAUGAGAUCUAACAGAUCAACUUUCGAUAAUCCCGCAAGCUCUUUACAAAGAAGAGCAAGCGCUUUCGCUUCUGUCACAGGUCAAAGUCCUUUUUUACAUUCCGGUACGGCGUUUGAAGGAUAUGAUGAAGAACAUGAAGAAGAAAGUAUGGGAGUUGAACAAUUAGGUCAUGAGAUGGAUGGGAUGGGAAAGUUGGAAGUGAGGAAUGGAAUACCUGAAGAGAUGGUAGGACAGUAUAGACAAUCUGGAGAAUUCAAAAGAUCUGGGGAAUUUGGAACACCACGUGAAUCUGUACCGGGUUCUACACCUAGGUUCAUGGGGUUAGAAGACGGGGGAUUAGAUACUCCUUGGGGUAAACCUCUCGAACCAACUCAUAAUCCUUACCUAGCCGCACUACACAACCCCGAUCCCGAUCCCGACCCUUUACAACCUCCCUUCUCUUCCCCUCCCGCAUCAAUAACGGACCAUCCUACUCGAGCAUCCACAUGGGCUUCUAACCUCCGUCAAACUCUUUUCUCAGCGAUAACAGGUCGUCCUUCCGAACCUCAAGAAGAUCGAUACACUCGUACCGUUCUCCCCCUCCAUCGAAAUUCUACCCGACGAAGAGAUAUAUCGGCACCGAGUCGGUAUGUCGAACAUCAGAAAAGAGUCGGAGGGUUUGAGGUCAUCGAUGAGAAAGAUGAGAGUCCAUGGAUGGGGUCUGAGAUGACACCUGGAAGUGUGAGGGAACGGGGGAUGGUAAGACGGGAUAGUGAGUCGCCAGGGGUUGAAGAGUUGGUGAGAGGGGAGAGUAUGAGGAGUGUGGUAAGAGGGAAUAGUAUGAGAAGUGUGGUAAGAGGAGAUAGUAUGAGAAGUCUGGAUGAAUUGGGUCAUUAUGUCGUCUAA